AAUUUAGUUUCAUUUUUUUUUCUCUUUCAUUUUUAUUGAAUUAAAUGAGAUAUACGAAUGUUGUUUAGUUACUGUUUCUUUAUGGAAAUACUAGUUGUGAAAGCGGUUCCAAAUACAUUAUGCUGUGCCGUUCAAGGAUUUUACAAUUCAACAGUGAACACACAUUCGAAAUAAUUAAAUGAAACGAAGUUCAAAGUCUAAUUUGAUGACUUGUUGGCUUUAUUUGUGAGGCAUUCCCUCGCAUUUUGUAGUUGUCUUUAUAACAGAGAGUUGUAAUCAAAAUGGCCAGUGUUCUUAAACAAAGGGGGUUACAAUUAAAGAAACAAAUGCAAGUCUUACUAACUCAAAGUAUUAAAUUGAGUAGUGUAAAAAAUGAACCUAACAUAUUGAAAUCUGUUUAUGAAGACAUACCACCAGUGAAUAGUACUAUAAAUGACUAUAUUUGGCAAAACUUGGAUCGCUGGCCGGAUAAGACUGCUGUGGUUUGUGCAGCAACAGGUCAUGGAUAUACCUACGCACAAACUCACAGGAUGUCUAUUUCCUUCGCUGCAUCACUGCGAACGAAAUUGAAGCUUAAGAAUGAUGACACAGUGGCUAUUAUCCUGCCAAAUGUGCCAGAAUACCCUUGUACUAUGCUAGGCGUGUUGGAAGCCGGUUGUAUUGCUAGUAUGAUGAAUCCUGCGUACACCGCUCAUGAAUUACAUCGUCAAUUGGAAUUAAUCGAAUGCAAAGCUAUAGUAACAUCAAAACUAUCAUAUCCUAGUGUAGCUGAAGCCAUUAAAAAAUUAAAAACAAAACCUGCAGUAAUAUUAAUUGAUAACGACGAACUACCAGAAGGAGUUAUAAAGUUCGCGGAGUUUGCUGAAGAUAUGUCAAUUGAUACGGACUGUUUGAAAUCUGUGCAGAGGAGUAAAAAAGAUGUUGCCAUACUGCCUUUCUCGAGUGGUACUACUGGUUUCGCGAAAGCUGUGGUACUAACACACCAGAGUGUGGUUGCUAUGAAUCAAAUGAUUAAUAAUCCGGAGAUUAUUGCUGUUGAUGAAGCUACCGAUUCUUAUCAGUGUGCAGUACCAGCGGUGUUGCCAUUCUUUCAUAUCUUCGGCUUCAACGCGGUGAUGAUGAACCUCAUGACAAGAGGAAGCAAACUCAUCACCUUCGCCAAGUUCAACCCGGAGCUCUUCCUGAAGACUAUCGUGCAGCAAAGAGCUGAACAUUUGUACAUUGUGCCACCUAUGGUUGUAUUCUUGGGAAAGCACCCCGCGGUGACUGGGGAACAUUUGCAGUCAGUGCGUGGCAUGAUUAGCGGUGCUGCGCCACUCUCGGAGUCUGACGCCGCUGCUGUCUUGAAGAAAAACAAAAACAUAUUCUUCCGUCAAGGCUACGGACUGACGGAGACUAACGGGGGAGUUUCAGUGGGAAGAAAAACUGAUGUCAACCAUGCCACCGUUGGAUACCUCUUCGGCAGCUGCGCUGCUAAAAUCAUCGAUGUUAACACACAACAAGCACUGGGACCUGGGGAAGAAGGUGAGAUUUGGGUUCGCGGGCCGAAUCUAAUGCAGUGCUAUUACAAGAACGAGCAGGCCACCAACGAAGUCCUCACUCAAGAUGGCUGGUACAAGACGGGGGACAUCGGGAAAUACGACACAAACAAAUAUCUAUAUGUCACUGACAGAUUGAAGGAAUUGAUCAAGGUGAAAGGCUUCCAAGUACCUCCAGCGGAAUUGGAAACUAUUUUACGUACACAUCCUAAGAUAAUGGAUUGCGCGGUCAUCGGGGUUCCGGAUCACAUGACAGGGGAAGCUCCCAAAGCAUUCGUUGUCGCACAGAAAGACAUCACAACAGACGAAAUCAAACAAUACGUGAACAAUCAACUUGUAGCUUUCAAACAUAUCAAAGAAGUACAAUUCGUUGAUGAAAUACCUAAGAAUCCAGCUGGGAAGGUUUUAAGAAAGGAUUUAAAAGCUAAAUAUUGUUGAUUUUUUUAUAUUAUUACGUAUCAAACUAGCCUGGAUUCGCCGAAAUAGCGAAACGACCGCAGCCCAUAGACAUUCGUUAUUGCAGAUGCGUGUCCUUACCUUUAAUAGUAGGAGGGGAAUUCUACGCCUAAUUAUACUCUUCUUCCCUUCUCUUAUAAGGAAAGCAUGGCAAAGGGAAGUGGAUUUAACAAGGACGAACAGAAAGAGAAUAUUUCCUCUUCCUAUGUGUCCUCUCCUCCGUUAAAUCCACUUCCACUUGCCAUCUUUUCCUUAUAAGAAAAGGAUGGGAAAGGGAAGAAGACUAAUAUUAAGCGGAGAAUUUUACUGCCGUGACAUUUAAUAUGGAAUAGAGAAUAGAUCGAGUUAUUUGACCCGGUGGGCAUAAGUCAAACUAAAUUAUGACAGCACACUAGCGCCCUCAUCACAACAUCCUUGUACGUAGAUAUGGCGGCUGUCAAUUUUUUUUAUUGGUUAUAUAUUUGUUGCUGUUUUUUUUAAUUUUACCUUAUAUACGAUUAUGUUUGAAGUAGUUUUAAUUAUACAUUAUAUGUAUAAGUAUGAUUCAAGCGAAAGGCUCAAAAGUGUAUUUUAUUUUAUGUUAUAAUCUUAAAUUUAUAAUACAUUUUGGAUAAAUUCUUAUAUUAUCAAGAU
This is a messenger RNA of Papilio xuthus (Asian swallowtail), 2627 nucleotides long. Its product is annotated as 4-coumarate--CoA ligase 1. The transcript has 9 exons. The coding region runs from base 282 to 1976 and encodes 564 amino acids. Gene Ontology annotation, molecular function: long-chain fatty acid-CoA ligase activity. NCBI's taxonomy places the organism in Eukaryota, Metazoa, Arthropoda, Insecta, Lepidoptera, Papilionidae. Gene Ontology annotation, biological process: long-chain fatty acid metabolic process; fatty-acyl-CoA biosynthetic process. The record is from RefSeq and is a predicted model, not a curated record.